This is a messenger RNA of Gigantopelta aegis, 2167 nucleotides long. RefSeq lists its product as uncharacterized. Lineage: Eukaryota; Metazoa; Mollusca; Gastropoda; Neomphalida; Peltospiridae. The transcript is spliced from 8 exons. The record is from RefSeq and is a predicted model, not a curated record. Bases 117 to 794 code for a protein of 225 amino acids.
CGAAACAUGACGUAGACAAUGGCAUUACGUCAUUCCUUAACUGUGAAAGCAAACACGUUGGUGUACGCUACUUACUAACUUUAUAACAUUCGGAUACUUAUUACUGGCCAGCGGAGAUGUCCGAGGAGGAGAGGCUGGACAUUCUGAGGAGGUGGAGGAUCCGAGACAACAUGGAGCUCAUCCUCGAAACGUGGCUCGCCAUACGGAGGCAGAAAAAGGAGCUGAACUUGAAAACAGAGGAAAUAAACAAUCUGUUAGAAGAUCUUCAAAACCCAGCAUUGUCUGGAGCGAGUGGGGACUCGAAAGACUACACGAGAUUGAUCUCACUCCUCACCGACGUCACACUUCAAAAGAGAUACAAGCAAGAAAUCGCGGACAGAGUCAUCGCCUUACGACUGCUCAGGAAACGACUGAUGAAGUUGAUCAAGAAGACAAACGCUGAUAUUAAUAUCCUCUGUGCAGAGAAAACAGUCGGGCACGAACAUCUGGACGAAAACAGAAACGCGGAUGAGAAGCCAUCGAGUGACGACACGUGUGUUGGCGAGUUCCAUGACGUCGAUGAAAACGAAUUCGGGAUAAAAUCUGGAUUGAAGUCGAAAAUAAUUUCGGUGAUACGAAGUUUAGCCAAGUCAAAAGACAAGGUCAAGGAUGAAAACCUUCCGUAUUACGUGGACAAAAUACCCAGUUUGGAGAGCUUGCUUUUAGGACCAGAGGAUGCCCUGUACUCUAUGCAAGAUGACCACGUGACCGGGGACAAUGUCACAGAUUUUCAAGGUGACCUCAUCAAGCUUUAAAUAAUGAAUCAAAAUGAGGCAGAGCCAGCAGGAGAUUGUCGCCAAUUGACCUCAAUUUUGUAAAUUUAGACUCAUUUACUUAAGACUACUGAUAUAAAAAUAAAAAAAAGCCAAUUCCAGACAGAUUUUUAACAUAGAGGAUUAUUAUAAUUAAUUAAUAGCUAAUUCAAUAAUAAGAAAUAAUCAUGUCAUAAAUGAUCACAGUCAAUGAUUCAAUAACGUUAGUACACGGGGUUUUUUCUUUCUCUUUCUCUGACUUAUUUAUUUAAAGUAUGACGCCAUAUAACCGUAAAUAAAAUGUGUUGUGUGUGUCGUUAAAUAAAAUAUUUAUUUCUAUUUAAAGUAAAAUGUCGUAUUAGUUAUAGGGGAAUACUGUUUCAAACUGGCCUAUCGUUUGUCGCUGUCGUCAAGAAACUUUAAAAAAACAAAUUCGCUUUUUAAGCUUAGUAUAACACCAAGAAUGAAUCAGUGUUGACACAUUUGUUGUUUUGUAAUUUAUGAGAAGAAAAAACAUUUUGACGGUAAGUACAGCAAAUGAUAAGCCUAAUGCAGCCUAUUUUAUUGUCAAGAACAAUAUCCGUAGGCACGGGUGCAGUAUUUCUGAAGGGGGGGGGGGGGGGGGUCCAUAUGUGAUGACUCAUCUCUCCCUUUACACAGUGCGCCUUACAGCUGAACACAUCAUGUUUACAAAGGGGGGGGGGGAGGAGGUCCGGACCCCCCUGGAUCCGCUACUGUAUCCUAAAUUACUUUAAAUUCCUUUCGUUCUGUGUACUUAUGUUACUCUCUUUAAACGAAAAUGAAAAACUGUAGCACGACUGUGAAUGCAGCAUUAUCAGUCUAAAUUUGAUAUCAUGAAAAGUUUUGCUCACAAUACAUUUCCGCUUCCGCCGGUUAACUUAUUGUAGGGUUGGUCACAAUGUUUACUUGUUAAUAUUUACUCUUUAUAGAAUAUGUUUACAAUGUAUUUGUUUUAAUUAGUUCUAGAAGCUGAGCCUUUUAGCACGACUAUAUUUUGUUGUUUUUAUUUGUGUAUAUUUAUUUUUAAGUUGUUGGAGAGAGAGAGAGAGAGAGAGAGAGAGAGAGAGAGAGAGAGAGAGAGAGAGAGAGAGAGAGAGAGAGAGAGAGAGAGAGAGAGAGAGAGAGAGAGAGAGAGAGAGAAUUCGGACUGCCAUCAGCUUGUAGAAACGCAGUAUAAUAAAAUAAAAUAAAAAGAAGAGAAAAAGACAAUUUAGUGUGGUAUGUUUGUCAGUAAAAAACCAAAAAAUACAUAAAUUUAGAAGAACGUAUUUCAUGUUUUCAAUAUUCAUAAAAUCUACAAAAAUAUAUAUUAAUUAUAUUAAUUAUUUAAAACAAAAUAAAAUAUGUGAACAAUG